Syzygium oleosum is the source of this 1292-nucleotide messenger RNA. Its product is annotated as ethylene-responsive transcription factor ERF039. The record is from RefSeq and is a predicted model, not a curated record. Lineage: Eukaryota; Viridiplantae; Streptophyta; Magnoliopsida; Myrtales; Myrtaceae. Gene Ontology annotation, biological process: regulation of DNA-templated transcription. The transcript has a single exon. The coding region runs from base 270 to 953 and encodes 227 amino acids. Gene Ontology annotation, molecular function: DNA binding; DNA-binding transcription factor activity.
AGGCCAGGAAGCCAGGGAACUGGACAAGAUGACGCCAAAACAAGAAACAGGAGAACGGAAGGGAAAAUGCCCUCCUCUCUCUAACAUCAUCCGAAGAUCAGCCCGUGUAAAGACCAGAAGCUAUGAUCCCAUUUGGCCAUGGGCCCCCCCUCGCCCCUCCCUGCUUCCUCUUCUCAUUCUUUUAUUAAGCUUUGGCCUUCGAUUCCAAGUCCACGUUCAACUCCACUCUCUCCCUCUCCCUGUCCCUCACAAGUAACAACAACAAAGUAAUGGAGCCACCCAUCAACAGUAAAUGCAUUGAGGCUCAAACGGGCACUUCCUACUCCACAGACACUCCCUCACGAUCAGGCUCAUGCUCGGAGAAAGUCGGAGCGCCAGAGUGUGGUUCUAGUGACUCCAAGAAGCAAAAGGGUCGGUCCCGGAAUGGCCCGAGCUCGGACGGCGGCCCGAAUUACCGCGGGGUACGGCAGCGCCAAUGGGGCCGGUGGGUGUCUGAGAUCCGGGAGCCGAGGAAGAAGUCGAGGAUCUGGCUGGGGACGUUCCAGACGGCGGAGAUGGCGGCCCGGGCCCACGACGUGGCCGCGCUCACUGUCAAGGGCCGGUCGGCCCACCUCAACUUCCCUGAGCUGGCCGAGCUGCUCCCCCGGCCCGCGAGCAAGUCGGCCAAGGACAUCCAGGCGGCCGCGGCCCUGGCCGCCACGAUCAGCUUCCCGGGCAGCGAUGGAGCCGCGGGGGAGGCCAGGCUGAGCCGGCCGCAAUCCCCGGACGCCACGGUGGAGUCAUUCGACACCCAGGAGUCGGCGAAUUCGCCGUUGGACGACACCUUCAUCAACCUGCCGGAUCUUUUGGUGGACUUCAGCAACAGAAUGGAUGAGCUCUGCAUGUCAUUCACAUGGCAAGAGGAAGAUGGCACAAGGUUUAGCCCCGGAGACGACCCUUUUCUCUGGAAUUAGCCAUCAUUACCAGCUCAAUCGGGCCUCGUUGGGAUUGAGUCCAGCUUAUAAUUGAGACACACAAGCACCUCAAUUAGCUGCCAACAGAAAAUGAAUGAUUGGGUACAUGCGAGUUGCAGUAGAAUUGAGUGAUGAUGAUAGGAACAGAACAGCCCUUUUUUUUUUCUGUCAUCUUGAGCUGUUGUUUCAAAAGGUAGUUUAUUUUGGAUCUUUCUUGUUUCUUUUUGGGCAUGAGAGUGUAUAUAAGUUCGUCAUUCCUUGUACAUGUUUCUGGAAAAUGCAUCAUCUUCUGCUGAUCCUGAUCUUCCUCACGCAGCUUAAGAAAGCCAAUUGCCCUGC